GUCGAGAGUAUCCCAAGUCGGAACCGCUGUUUCGCAUUGAGCAGCCUCAGUAACACCAACAGCAGACGUGGCGAAGCACUGUGUUGUGGUUCCCUGUGCUCUUUUCGUUCUAUUAGUUCCAGUGUGUCCAAGUGUUUUCCAGCUAUUUGUAUGUACAAUAAGUUACAAUAUUUAAGCUUUACAGUUUAAUUUAAUAGUUGAUAGAAAUCGGAAUAGUUAGCACAACCUGAUUAGAAACUAUUUUCAACGAUUCUUUAACAAAAAUUAUUAAAUUAAGUAUUGAUCAGCCGAAGUAAAUUCUAUAAAAAUAACAGAAGAUACUGACGUAGUUCAGAAGAUGCAAGAUGCCACACUGUACGAAAAUUCAUCUACUAAAUUGGCAAAUAGCCAAUAUUCAAAUACUUCUUUUACUAAUGGUAAAUCCAACAGUGAGUCCUCAUCAUGUACAAAUUCUAAAUCAGCAGAUUUGGAGAAAACAAAUGAUUUAACAGUUAGUGAGAAUCAUAAGAAUAACAGCAUGAAUUCAAGUGUCCAUAUGGUAGCAAGUGAAGCAACUCAGUCGGGAGCAGCAUCACUCCCAUCAGCUUCAAUGAUGUGGUCUGUGGCUCCAGUUUCAGCACAAACCUCAUCAACUCCUGAUGAAACAUAUGUUCAAGGGAUAUCAUCUAUGAAUAAUGGUGGUUCAUUUCAGCAAUUUUCUACAGCACUUUCGAUGAAUUCACAGUCUUCUGGGAUUUAUAACUCUGGCAUGGCAUUUUCCUCAAACCAAGUCCAAACAGCAAAUUCAAUGUUAUCACAACAUGGCAGAAGAGCAAUUACUGGACAUAGCAGUGUCAACAAUAUUCCAAGACCGCAGACAAACCUAAUGGUUAAUACUUGCAGCAAUCCAAAAAUACUACCCAACUGGAACAAUUCUCAUCAAUCAACAUGGUCAACCCAACCUACACAAACAUCACUUUAUCCUCCCUGGAAUGUUCAGCAACGUAGAUCUGUACCUAACAUGAGUGCUCUUGCUCCAACAGCCACAAAAAAGCAAAAUAUACAACAACAGCUGCAGCAGUCAUCAUACAUUGUACCUUCAAAAUUUAAAAGAAGUACCUCUUUUCCUGGACAAAUCCAAAAUUCAGGAGGUGUAAAGAAUCCAUAUGAUCUUACAAGUUUUGAUGAUGUAGGAUAUCAGAAUCCAGCAAACCAGUAUGAUUCAAUGAAGUUUCCUUGCCUUGAAAAUCAGCUGAUUGAUAUAAUGAAACACAAUUCUCUAGAAGGAAUGCAGUUACGUGGAGAUAAUAUGAAAGGAAAAAUGCCUUUUGUAAUUGAAGAUGCAUUAAUUGAUGAUGGAUCGCUCGAUCAGACUGUUCCAAACUUGUCAGGAACACCUCGAUCAUCUCCAAGCUCUCAGGGUUUAGAUCGCAUAGAAAGAUUUUCAAGAAAAGUAUUUGUUGGUGGACUGCCUCCUGAUAUAGAUGAAGAGGAAAUAACCACAGCUUUUAGAAGAUUUGGUGCCCUUGUUGUUGACUGGCCUCAUAAAGCUGAGUCAAAGUCUUAUUUCCCACCAAAAGGAUAUUGCUUCCUGAUUUUUCAAGAUGAAUUAUCAGUACAAAGUUUGAUAGAAUCUUGUUUAAUGGAUGAUGACAAACUUUACUGGUGUGUAUCAAGCCCUACUAUGAAGGACAAACCGGUGCAAAUUCGUCCUUGGAGCUUAAGCGACUCUGAUUUUGUUAUGGAUGGUUCUCAGCCAUUAGAUCCGAGAAAAACAAUAUUUGUUGGAGGUGUCCCCCGCCCAUUGAGAGCAGUUGAGCUGGCAAUGAUCAUGGAUCGCUUGUAUGGUGGUGUUUGCUAUGCUGGCAUAGACACUGACCCCGAACUAAAAUAUCCCAAAGGAGCAGGCAGGGUUGCAUUUUCAAACCAACAAAGUUAUAUUGCAGCAAUUAGUGCUCGGUUUGUGCAAUUACAACAUGGGGACAUUGAUAAAAGGGUUGAAGUGAAACCAUAUGUGUUGGACGAUCAAAUGUGUGAUGAAUGUCAUGGUGCACGAUGUGCUGGUAAAUUUGCCCCAUUCUUCUGUGCUAAUGUGACUUGCUUACAGUACUAUUGUGAAUAUUGCUGGGCCCAGAUUCAUUCACGCCCAGGGAGAGAAUAUCAUAAACCUUUGGUUAAAGAAGGAGCAGAUCGUCCUCGGGCUGUGCCAUUCAGGUGGUGUUAAAAACAGUCAUUGACUUUAAUUAUUUUUUCAUUAUUUUUUCUAUUUUUAUUAUUGCUUCUAGUCAUUUUUCUCACAUUUAAAUAAUAUUACUUUUAGUGUAAUUUUGUAAUAUUUUAAGAUUGGAUUAAUUCUGUCUUUACAACCUCCCCCACCCAUAAAAUUUAGAAAGCUAGUGUAGCACAAUUUAUUGAAUUUUAGUCUUAGUUUAUUAAGUAUUUCAACGAAUUCACACAAUUUGACGCCACACUUACAGUGAUGUGAGAUGACAUGUUUAAAGUUAUUUUUAUAUUGCAUUUUUAUAAAAAAAAAAUUGUUAUUAGUCCCAUUUAUCAGCCGUCUUUUCAUUAAAUUGGAAAAUACUUAGGGGAAUUUGUUUCCAACAUUUAGGUUAAGGUACUUCAUUAACCUCAAAAACUUUUUCUUUAAACCAUUAAAAUUACAAAACAUUAAAAAAUAAUUUAGAUAGACCAGAGUUGGUUUUAUAGUAUUUAUCUUUUGUACAACUUGUCAUAUAAAUAAAUAUUUUUCUUUAUUUUUUACCUAACAUCUUGCCUAAUGUAUACAAUUUUGGUGAAGCUAAAGCAAUUGCUUUUAUUUAACACUGUUUGAAACUUUCAUUUGUUUAUUAAGCAACAAUUUUUUUUAAAAAUUGACAUUGUUUGACUUGUAAUUUUGUAUAACUGUAGCAUAAUGUGAUAGUAUCUUUUGAAGUUGUAUUUAACAUUGCCUUUGUGAAUAACAAAAAAAAAACAACUCACAUAUGAAAUGUGAUAAUAAUACACUUACAAAAAGAAAAAAACACUUUGGAGAGCCUUUUGCUCCCCAAUAUUUAUAACAUACAAUGGGAGCAUACUUAGACAUUACUUGAGCUGUUAUUUAAUUUUAAUACUACGAUUUUUUUUAGUAAUAACUUUUUAAUUGUAGGUAAUUUUGGAUUAUUUUUCAAAUUUGCAUCAUUACUCAGAUGUGAAAUUUUUCAGAUGCAUGAUGUUACAUAUAAUGUAAUGCUUUAUUUUUUAAUCUGGAAAAGCAUUUCUGACCUCAAGUGUUCUUACAUUUUGUUUGUACUCAAUUUGUUUUCCCUUUUUCAGCAGGGAUAUUUGUUCAAGAAUACAUUUGAAAGAAAAAGUAGUCAUUGAAUGCAAAUUUGGCAUUUAUAAUGCAUGUAAUCAACUUAAUGUUGAGUGAUAUGUAGAAUAUAGACUCAGUACUUUAUUGCAUGCAAAUUAUUUUUUGAAUUAUUUUGGUACAUGUAUUUCAUAACUGUGAUGUUUUCACCAAAAACAUUCUAUGGGUAGUACUGUAAAUAUAAUAUAUACAUAUAUAUUUAUAUCUAUUUUGUAAUUUUCAAAUUUCCCCAGUUUUCAUUCAACAUAUUUUUGUCUCAAUAUUUCAUUACCCAAAGUCCAUUUAGAAAAGCAUUCCAUUAUUUAUUCUUUGCAAUAAUGCUGCAAACUUGUAACUUAUUGUUUCUUUACACAUAGUCCUUUUAAAUCUUUUUUAUGUAAAAUUUUAAUGGUACUCAAGGAUGGUACUUCAGCUACUCGACUUUUCCAAUAUACUUUUUAUUAAGGUAUGAUUAAUGGUUUUUUAAUGUAUCUCCACUACUAACAUUUUGAAUAAAUAAAAAGCCACAAUCUGGUUAGAUAACUCAGUUACAUUAAGAGUGUUAAUAAUCAGACCAUAUUUGAUUUAGCUCUGCAGUGUUGCAUUAAUUAUGACAAGAUUAGUAUAAAAAAACAUAUUUUCAGAAGAAUUUCUUAAAUACCUUUUUUUUUGUUUUGAUAAACAAAAAAAACAAACCAAACCUGAAUCUCUUGAUACCUAGUCAGCUUUACUGUUUCUUUUUACCCAAAAGAGUAUGCCAUAAACUUUUAUACAUUUUUUAAAAAUUGCUGAAUUUUUUUUUUAUUGGCAUGCACUUUUGUUUAAAAAAUUAUUGGAUAUUAGUUCUUACAAUUUUGAAAAGUAACUUUGAAUUUUAGUGCAUGUUUACUGUUCAUUGUUCUGAUGUUGAAAUUUUUACCAUUUGCAUGUUUUAUCAAUCAGAAUUCACUUAUUUUUAAGAUUUGAAUUUUUUAAAUUGUUAAUUUUAAUUUUUUAAAAAGCCGUUGUAUUAGUAAAUUUCAUACCCACAUUGUUGAUGCUAUGCUUCCACUUGUAUUUAAUACAGUUUUUGUGUACAGCCUUUUAAAAAAAAGUGGAAGUAAAGUAGUUGCUUUUUUAAUUUAAUGCAAGUUAUGUUUUAGAACCAUUUUUAAGCUUUUUUAUAAUGUGCACAUUGUUUUUUAAUAGUAUUUAUCUCAAUAUCUAUUUUUGUUACUUGAGAUCAAGAUUGCCAUGGGUGAUAGUAAUGUGUAAAAGGAAGCAUUUGUAACACAGAGAUUACAAAAAUUAGUUUAUUACCCAAAUAUCUUAACCACUGAGGUUUAUUAUUUCUACAGAAAUGACCAUCACUAGGGACAGAAAACCUAGAUUUAUUUUAAAUAGAUAUUAUAGAAGUAGCAUUCUUAAUUAAAAGCUAUUUGUUAACAUAAUGUUGCAUUUAAAGAAUUAUGUGCAAAAUUUAAGCCAAAUAGUCCUGUGAAUGUCUUAUGUAUUUGGUAUGAAAUAAUACUUGUUUGUAUUGUUCACUUUUUGUUUUUAACUUCUGCUGCAUUUAUUAGUAUUUAUAAUAUUAGAGAAUAUUUUUUACACAUUGUUUACAAAGAUAAAAUUUUGGGAGGGUUUUAAAAUUCAUGAAAAUUACUCAAAGUAGUAGCCAAUUGCUCAUUUUAAUGCUGCUGUAAAGUAUUCUUCCAAUUAUAUAUAUAUCUUUUGUUGUAAUACUAAUAUUUCAAAGUUCCUGUGAACAGUAAUUGUAUUUAACAGAUUUUAUAAAAAUAGGAAAAUUAGUUUUAGAUUAAGUAGAAUUUUGUUGUUUAAGUACAGUUUUCCCCCAGCUUUAAAAAAUAAUAUGAUAUUUUCAUAAUUAAAUUCCAAAAAUAUUUCAGUUCAUAGAAAAAUAACAUUGCUAAUCAAAUGAUAAAACAUGAUAAGACAUUUUAAAAACAUUUUUCUCUUGCCUUGUUUUAGAAACUGAAUUGUGAAUAAUCAAAUUUAAGUCAGUGCCUUUUAAAAAGUCACAUGAUGAAAAAUAUUUGUUUUCUUGUUUAGAAGUUUAGGUUUCAAUGUUUUGUGUGUUACAAUUAUAUUUGCAAAGUAAAACAACCGGUUUUAAGUGAUAUCUAUUGUGUAACUUGAAACAUAUAGUCAGUCAUAUUUUUGCCAACUAAUGGUUAUAUUUUACAUUAUACUUGACAUGACUAAUAUAUCAUUUGAAUUUUCUUCUAAAGUGCAAAUAUAAUAUUUAUUUACUAUAACAACCAGUUACGAUGAAUUACUCAAUUAUAAAAAAAAAUUGCAUUAUAUGAAUAUAAGUGGUAUAAGUAAAUGUGUAACAGAGAGCUCACACAUAUUUAAAAAUUUCAUUAAAAUUGGAACUAAUUAAAAAGCACAAAUUUGCUUAUUUAAAAAAAAUUAAUUCAAUAUGAAAUAUUUCAGAUGUUUUAGGUACUAUUCAUUAUACUUAAUACCUUGUCUCUAUGUAUUGUAAAUUAACAAUUAACACUGUGAUACUACUGGAUGCUACUGAAGAUUUUGAAAUUUUUCCCUUUUGUAUAAAUGGAAAGUUGUGGAACAAGAAUGAUAGUAAAUUGGCAUAAAUAUGGCUGACACUUCCAAAAUUUAAUAAUGUGAGCAAAAUGUGACAACCUGGAAUUAUUAUUGCACUGUUUUAAAUUGUAGAUCCACUAUUUUUGUAUAAAUUUUAACUCUAGUCAUUUGUUAAAUGUGUUCAGAUAAUAGAAAACCAAACUAUAUUUAUAUAAAAAUAUUUAAAGUAAGUGUUGUAGGAAA
Messenger RNA from Physella acuta, 6100 nucleotides. RefSeq names its product cytoplasmic polyadenylation element-binding protein 2. Gene Ontology annotation, cellular component: nucleus; neuron projection; synapse. NCBI's taxonomy places the organism in Eukaryota, Metazoa, Mollusca, Gastropoda, Physidae. Gene Ontology annotation, biological process: negative regulation of cytoplasmic translation. Gene Ontology annotation, molecular function: mRNA 3'-UTR binding; translation factor activity, RNA binding; mRNA regulatory element binding translation repressor activity. The record is from RefSeq and is a predicted model, not a curated record.